This is a messenger RNA of Neoarius graeffei (lesser salmon catfish), 4076 nucleotides long. It is a transcript of the gene mta2, whose product is annotated as metastasis associated 1 family, member 2. Lineage: Eukaryota; Metazoa; Chordata; Actinopteri; Siluriformes; Ariidae. Gene Ontology annotation, biological process: negative regulation of transcription by RNA polymerase II. The transcript has 18 exons. Bases 401 to 2392 code for a protein of 663 amino acids. Gene Ontology annotation, cellular component: nucleoplasm; NuRD complex. Gene Ontology annotation, molecular function: transcription coactivator activity; histone deacetylase binding; sequence-specific DNA binding. The record is from RefSeq and is a predicted model, not a curated record.
GUGGUGGUGCUGGUAGUGAGGAAGAGGAUGAUGAAGCUGGAGCGGAGGAUGGGAGGAAGAGUGGCGUGAGACACACGCAGGCUGGCUGCUGACUCGAGGACCUCGCGGACACGCGCGUGUGUUAAACGCGUGAGUGACUGGGACUUUCAGAAGGACUUAAUUAUUGGACUGAGACAAAGAGACACGUUUGAAGCGUCCUGACGGAAAGUUGAAACUUUUCGGCGCCUCCACAGCUCGCGCUGCUACCGCGCCGGUCCCGGCUUUUGUCUCUACACAGCGGAGCGCGACGGCGGUUCAUGCAGGAGUGAGAAUCAACAUCCGCCUGAUUUUUUUUUUUUUUUAAAUAUCACACCAGAGCCGAAGCGGUCGGUGUGUGUUUGCGGGGGAGGGGUGAGAGAGAAUGGCGGCCAACAUGUACCGCGUCGGAGAUUACGUGUACUUUGAGAACUCAUCCAGUAAUCCCUAUCUGAUCCGUCGAAUAGAAGAACUCAACAAGACGGCCAAUGGAAAUGUAGAAGCCAAGGUCGUGUGUCUCUUCAGGAGGAGAGAUAUAUCUAGCAAUCUCAACACUCUGGCUGACAGCAAUGCUAGAGACUUUGAGGAGGAGUCCAAGCAGCCAACAAUCAGUGAUCAACAGAAACACCAGCUUAAACACAGAGAACUGUUCCUGUCCCGACAGUUUGAGUCUCUUCCUGCCACACACAUACGAGGGAAAUGUAACGUCACACUUCUGAAUGAGACUGACGUUUUAACAGGCUACCUAGAGCGUGAAGACUGUUUCUUCUACUCAUUGGUGUUUGACCCAGUUCAGAAAACCCUGCUGGCUGACCAGGGCGAGAUCAGGGUGGGCUCUAAAUAUCAGGCUGAGAUCCCUGACAAAUUGGCGGAAGGGGACUCGGACAAUCGAGUACAGGAGAAACUGGAGACGAAGGUGUGGGAUCCAGAUAACCAGCUGAAGGACUCUCAGAUAGAUCAGUUCCUGGUGGUGGCCCGGGCUGUGGGGACUUUUGCCCGUGCCUUAGACUGCAGCAGCUCCAUCCGCCAGCCAAGUCUGCACAUGAGUGCUGCAGCUGCAUCCAGAGACAUCACCCUGUUCCAUGCCAUGGACACACUGCAGAAGAACGGUUAUGACUUGGCCAAGGCCAUGUCCACGCUGGUGCCGCAGGGCGGUCCUGUGCUCUGCCGCGAUGAGAUGGAAGAGUGGAGCGCCUCGGAAGCCAUGUUGUUCGAGGAAGCACUAGAGAAAUACGGAAAGGAUUUCAACGACAUUCGCCAGGACUUCUUGCCUUGGAAGUCGUUAGCCAGUGUUGUUCAAUUCUAUUACAUGUGGAAAACCACAGACCGUUACAUCCAGCAGAAAAGACUGAAGGCAGCAGAAGCAGACAGUAAACUGAAACAGGUUUACAUCCCCACCUACACCAAGCCCAACCCGAACCAGAUUAUGGCUCCUGGUAACAAACCCGGCAUGAAUGGAGCUGCAGGCUUUCAGAAAGGCCUGUGCUGUGAGAGCUGCCAUACUGCUCAAUCUCCACAGUGGUAUGCUUGGGGUCCUCCUAACAUGCAAUGUCGACUCUGCGCCUCUUGCUGGAUUUACUGGAAGAAAUAUGGUGGGCUGAAGACACCCACUCAGUUAGAGGGCGCAACAAGAGCUGGCUCGGAUGCACCCUCACGUAGUCACAUGACUCGUCAGGAAGUGCAGGGCAUGUCCCCGUUUACCAAUAGCGCAGGUAGAGCCAAACUUUUGGCUAAAAAUCGGCAGACGUUUAUUCUGCAGACCACCAAGCUGACCCGCAUCGCUCGUCGAGUGUGCCAGGAUAUUCUGCAAUCACGCCGUGCUGCCCGCCGUCCUUAUGCAUCGAUCAACGCCAAUGCUGUCAAAGCAGAGUGUAUGAUCAGACUCCCUAAAGUGGCAAAAAGUGCUAUAAAGAACCGCCCUGUUCCACGACCAUCUCUCGUUAACAUAGUCAAAGAAUUGGCUGUCCAGGCUCCCCUUAAACUCAAAGCUCCUAGAGGUGCUCCCACCCCAAUCAACCGUAACCAGGCCAACCAACCCCGCAGUGCAACCGCCCUGCUUGGCAAGAGACCCUUUGAUAGUGGGGGAGGACACUCAUUCUCCACCAAUGGGAGGCCCUUUAUGAGCGGCAUGAGGACAACCACCCAGUCGGUCAUAAAGCGCCAGAGAGUUAGUCAGGCAGAUGCCCCAAAUCCUGUAGUCUUUGUGGCUACUAAAGAAACCAGGGCCCUGAGGAAACACCUUUCUCAGGCUGAGAUGAGACGAGCAGCUAGGAAACCCAACAUCCCUGUCAGAGUGAAAAUUCCCCUGCCACCACGGCCAAUUCCUGUCCCCGUUCUGCCCUCUAGCACCAGUGAGCCAAUCGUGCUGGAGGACUAAUGACAUUUUUCUUUUAGGCCGCAUCACCUCGCAUAACCCCAUCUUUCUGACCUCCAUUCUUUUUUUUUUUCCCCCCCCUCCUCCCCGCCUUUAUUCUCCACAAAAAAAAAAAAUCUGUGUGCUGUCUUCCCAUCUCAUUCAUUUUUUUUCUUUAUCUUACAAAUAUCCUUUUUUUUUUUUUUUUUUUUUUUAAACCUGGCCAUAUCUAUUUUCUAUCAUUUCUUGUUCACUUUUCCAUGUGGUCAUUCAUCCUAGGAGCUUUAUAAAGAAACGUAUGCACACGGAUGAGCUUACGCCCCACGUAAUCACACAGCAGCACACAUCAGGCUUUCAUCAUGGACUCUGUAGUGUUUUAUUCUUGUAGUAUUGUUUAUUCUUCCUUCCUUCCCUUCCUUUUUUUUUUUUAAAUGGCGAAUAUUUUUAACUGUGUAAUUUAAAUCUGAUAACAACAUGAAAUGAUGGUGAUAAAGCACACUUUAUUUUUGUCCUCCAGGUCUAUCUUUAUUUGUGUAAAUAUUAACAUUUUUCAGGAGUGAUAUCUUUAAUGCUGGUGUGGUAAGGGGGGUUGGGGUUUUUGGAGCGGGAGGGAUGGGUGGGAAGUCUGGCAUGUCUAUUUGUUCUUUCUCUUUGUUUAAACAAAUUCAGUCUGUAAGUGCUCCUUUUCUUCACACUAUAGUCAGUCUAAUGAUCGGAAACCUGUAGUGUUUCAUUUAGUGGCUUUGUUCUGAUCGCCCCGAUCUGAAUAGUCCUACUAGACCACAGGGAGCAGGAUGGCAUCAGGGUCAGCUCUACUCCAUGUGACCUGGAUCGGUGGAUUGACGUUCAGGAUGGCUUUUAUUUACAGGCCCCUUUCUCCUCUCCGUUUUCUUAUUCACGCUGUGAUUUCCUCAUUUCUCUGUAAUAAGAAACAACACGUUUGAUGUACGCUGAUGUGUUGGAGACACUUGUUUGAAAUGCUUUCUAAGUGCAAACGGUGACAGAAUGCUGAUAGCCCCUCAUCAAUAUAGAUCAAGGUAAAAGGUGUUAGAAUGAAGUAGCGGGAGGGAGCAGGGUGGGUUGAGGUUGAUCAGAGAAACUCUGUGGCAGCUUCUGGUUCUUCAGGGUGGGUUUUUUUAAUAUAAAGUUUUUUUCUUACCAGUAAAUGGUUGGUCUCACAAUCAUUUCAGCCUCUGCCUCAUUUUUGGUCUUUUUAUUUCUUGCCCUUUGUAUCUAUGAAAUAAUAAACCAAGCCAUACAGUUUUAACUUUUCAGUUGUGUUUGCCAAGAGGGUCAGAACUUGGUGUUAAUCCAGUGGCUUUUUUUUUUACAAAAUGGCACUGCCUGUACGGUAAUGUAGUGACUAGAUAAUGUAGUUAGAAAAGUAAGAAAGGACAUGUUUCUUUGACUGUGAUUGUAAGAUUGGAUUCUUAGUAAUGGCUCGAAUAGGUUUUAGACUGCUUUGAUAUUGAAUCAUGUCCUCAUUUAUGGUUUCAUUUGUGCUUUUUAAUGAAUGAAUGGAUGGAUGGAUGAGUGAAUGACUCAUUCACUGGGUGAUUUUUGUCAACCACUGAAUGAGCUCUAAACAAUGUUCCUUUGUAUAUUGUUUUUCCCUCCAACCCUAGUGUUGGGAUUUUUGUAAGGUUUCUUAAACUGAGUGUGCACCGCACACUAAAAUUUAAAAUAAACAUUGACCUGUCCACCAAAA